Messenger RNA from Camellia sinensis, 1751 nucleotides. RefSeq lists its product as uncharacterized. NCBI's taxonomy places the organism in Eukaryota, Viridiplantae, Streptophyta, Magnoliopsida, Ericales, Theaceae. The record is from RefSeq and is a predicted model, not a curated record.
ACCUCUCACCGGCAAUCUCAUGUGACAAGUUUAUAUUUUCUCUCUCUAGAAAAUUAGGUUUCUGAAUAUCCAAACACGCGUUCUUCACACUCUCUCUCUCUCUCUCUAUACUCUCUUGAUACAGUUUGGGGAUUUUCUCUCUCUCCUCCGUCUACUACAAGGGGUGGAAGGCAAUGUAACUUGUUUGAGCUGGACUUGAAACUUUUCAAUUUCAAUUGGCUUAUUUGUUCUAUUGGUGUACAAAAUAUGGGUAAAUGCAAGGGUUGUGGGAAGUUAAGAAGUAUGGUGCUGAGGGAUGGAUCUGUCAGUGUGUACCCUUUUCCUCUUAUGCUAUCUCCUGUUGUUUCUGUUUGCGAGUAUAUUGUGUGCAAGAUAAAGUAUCCCUUUAGACCCGAGUGGGUGUAGGUGUGUAUGCCUUGACGUUAAAUUAGAUUCCAAGUUGGGAAUUAAUUAGGAUUUACUAGUAUAGAAACCAAGAAAAGGGUUACAAAAUAAAUGAAACAUUCAUAGAGAUAAUGUAUAUGUCUUGGAGUUUUAUUUAGGAGAAAAAAGUUAAGCAAACAAGACUAAGUAGGUAGAGAGUCUGGUAGUCUUACUGGAAACAUGGAGUGCACCAAAGUGCCACCUGGUGUUAGAAAAGCAAAGAAGAAGCAGGUGAAGGACGAGUUGGAUCGCCGCAAACAGGCUGAGAAGAAGAAGAGGCGGUUGGAGAAAGCCCUUGCUACCUCAGCAGCCAUUCGUUCUGAGCUAGAAAAGAAGAAACAGAAAAAGAUAGAAGAACAGCAGAAGCUUGAUGAGGAGGGUGCUGCAAUUGCUGAGGCAGUUGCUCUGCAUGUCCUCCUUGGGGAAGACUCAGAGGAUUCAUGCAAGAUUAUGCUGAAGAAGGAUGAGGGGUUCAGCGCUUGGGAUUGUGCUAGCAAUAUUGACCUCUUUAUGGGUGGAACGAGAGUGGUCCUCCCUCAUCCGGACCUCUCAAAACAUUCAUUGGAAGGAAGUGGGUGGGUUCCUUGUGCUCAUGGAUCUGAAUGCAAGUGGAAUGAGUGGGAAAACAGUGACAGAUCAGUCACACCUGGACCGUUUGUGGGGGAUUUUUACACACCUUAUUCUGAUGAGAGAGUUUGGGAGAAUGCAGAAAUCACUGCGGGUCAUAUUGCAGCACAGGCUGUUGCCUCACUCCAAAUUGUGGAAGAUGCACAUGUUGACUCUUAUCUAUUCAACAGAAUGUUACGAGGGUAAGAUGAACAGUCUCACUUAUACUUUCCCGUCACCUUGUGGUAUUUUCAUCUAAGUCAUGGUUCUCAAUAAUGCUCUGUACAUAUUUGUCAUGCACAAACCCUUUUUGUCCAUUGGAUAAGAUGCUUUUAUACUUUCAAAUGUUGUUUGAGUGACAUGAGUUGGAGUUAUUUCUUAAAAAGCUUGGAAUGCCUUGUGAAGUGCUUGCACAACUUGACAUCAAUGAGCCAGAUCUCCGUCUUCUCUACAGAGAGUGAUUUCCAUGAGUAUCUGAUCAAUGUAUCUGUGCUGUGUUCCUAGUGUUGUGGUUACACUGCUUAUGGAACUAGAUGUCUUACUGUCCGUUGAAUUUGUCUUCUUUCACUGUGAUGGCAGUUAAAGCGGUAGGAUUCAUGAUUGAGUUUAUGUUGCAACUACUAUUUACUGACCUAGUUUUCUUAAUUAUCCUUUCUCAAUCAAUUACCGUGGACUUUGUGGUGGGUUCCACUGCUAUAAAUUGUUUACAGUGGGGGAACUAA